CUCCUCUUCACUUACUCCUCCCAAUCCAACCACAUCGUCAAACUUGUUGCCAUAAUCUAGUCUUCUUCAGCCUGGCGCUGCUCUCCUUCCCCGGUGGAAGCCAAAGAUAGCGCAGUCAGUCAUCAGCCUGACACAAAUUUGCACCAAUCCCGCUCGACCUUUCCGCCAUCUACUCCGCAUCAUUAUCAUCAUCAUCAUCAUCAUCUCACCCGCCUCGACACCUUUCAACAGCCUAGUCCCAUAAAACCACUCAGUGCCCACACAAUUAGAAGAAUCAAUCGCCCACCAUGCCAAACCCCAGUCAACUCCUCCUCCUAGCCGACCACAUCAAGCUCUCCCUCCUCGAACGCCAACGCGCCAUCUCCCUCAGCCUCGAGCCCAACAGCCAAGACGGCGAGAUCUCGCGCUCCCUCGACUCAUUCAAGGAAGGCAUCGAGGCCAUCGAAGCUGAAUGUGAGCAGCUUGAAGUCCAGAACGGCCGCGGCGAUGAAGACGCCGCGGACCUCCGCGACCAGCUCACGCACUUGCACGCCCAGUACGACGACCUCUCCGCACAAUUCCACGAGAUCACGAACGCCGUCGCGACCGCCACGGCAACCUCAUCAUCCUCGACUCCGGACCUCAAGCAGCCCGUGCCACAGCACCCAUCCUCGAAAUCCGUCCGGUUCAUGGACGCGGCGGCGGCGGCCGAGGCGGCCGAUGCUGACGAGGACGAGCACCGGCGGAACCUCUUCCGGCCGUAUCGCGAUUCGCCGUCUCCGCCGCCAGGUAGCACUAAUGCCGGGAUGGACGGGCUGUCGAACGAGCAGAUCUACGACCACCAUGCGCAGGUAUUGCGCGACCAGGACGAGCAGCUGGACCGGCUGGGCGAGUCGAUCGGGCGGCAGCACCAGCUGAGUAUCCAGAUCGGGGAUGAGCUGGAGGGCCAUGUUGCGUUGCUGGAUGAUCUGGAUGGGCAUGUGGAUCGCCAUCAGGGACGGUUAGACAAGGCGAGGAAGCGCCUGGAUCGGUUCCGGCGCAGUGCCGGGGAGAAUUGGAGCAUGAUGACUAUUAUCGGGUUGAUUAUCACGCUGGUGAUUUUAAUUGUGCUUCUGAAGUAGACUACAUUUUCGUGGUUCGCCUAUAUAUAUUCUGAGAUGAUUCCGGGGAUGUAUGAGUUGUGGGUUUUAAGGCGGCGCUCUCGGCGUUCGGGCUAUACUGUGCUUGCUUGUCGGGUUUUGUGUUUUCUUGUCUGUUACUUCGUCUCUCAAUUACCCAUUCCUUCGAUAUAUCCCGUCUGCUGACGACAACCUGUGGUACUUUUUAUCCCCCCUCAAGGCGGUACAUCAUUUACAUUUACCAUCAUCCAAACUAUUAUGCCCUCUACCUCCCCCCUCCAACAGCUACACAAAAUGGGAACCACCAUACAACUAGAGACUAC
Messenger RNA from Aspergillus saccharolyticus JOP 1030-1, 1420 nucleotides. RefSeq names its product syntaxin family protein. Gene Ontology annotation, cellular component: endomembrane system; SNARE complex. The coding region runs from base 288 to 1100 and encodes 270 amino acids. Gene Ontology annotation, biological process: vesicle fusion; intracellular protein transport. Gene Ontology annotation, molecular function: SNARE binding; SNAP receptor activity. The transcript has a single exon. NCBI's taxonomy places the organism in Eukaryota, Fungi, Ascomycota, Eurotiomycetes, Eurotiales, Aspergillaceae. The record is from RefSeq and is a predicted model, not a curated record.